Microthlaspi erraticum is the source of this 1188-nucleotide messenger RNA. Lineage: Eukaryota; Viridiplantae; Streptophyta; Magnoliopsida; Brassicales; Brassicaceae. The record is from the annotation of a GenBank genome assembly.
AUGGCUAUGGAUCGGAUCGCUUGUUUCUCUUCGUCGUCCGUUUAUCGUCGUUCUUCUCAUUACCAUGGCUCCAGAUCUUCCAGAGUUUUCAUGGCUUCCACUAUUCGUCCUGCAUCUACAGAGGUCACAAAUGGAAAGAAACUACACAUCCCUCCUCGCGAGACUCAUGGUCAAGUGAAAUAUUCGAUGCCACCACAGAAGCUGGAGAUCUUCAAGUCUUUAGAAGGAUGGGCUGAUGAGAACUUGCUGGCUUACCUAAAACCUGUUGAGAAAUCUUGGCAGCCGAGUGAUUUCCUCCCUGAGCCUGAGUCAGAAGGAUUCUAUGACCAAGUUAAGGAGUUAAGAGAGAGGUGUAAGGAGCUAUCUGAUGAAUACUUUGUAGUGCUUGUUGGUGAUAUGAUCACAGAGGAAGCUCUUCCGACUUAUCAGACCAUGAUUAACACCUUGGACGGGGUUAGGGAUGAGACAGGAGCAAGUCCUACUCCUUGGGCGGUUUGGACGAGAGCUUGGACUGCUGAAGAGAAUAGGCAUGGAGAUCUUCUUAACAAGUAUCUUUAUCUGUCUGGAAGAGUAGACAUGAAGCAGAUCGAAAAGACAAUUCAAUAUCUGAUUGGUUCUGGAAUGGAUCCAAAAACUGAAAACAAUCCUUAUUUGGGUUUCAUCUACACUUCAUUUCAAGAAAGAGCUACAUUCAUCUCCCAUGGAAACACAGCCGGGCUGGCAAAGAAGCUUGGGGACUCGAAACUCGCGCAGAUUUGUGGCACCAUUGCUGCUGAUGAGAAGCGCCAUGAGACUGCAUACACCAAGAUUGUAGAGAAGCUCUUUGAAAUUGAUCCUGACACCACAGUGUUGGGAUUUGCUGACAUGAUGAAGAAAAAGAUAUCGAUGCCUGCUCAUUUGAUGUACGAUGGUCGUGAUGAUAAUCUGUUUGACCACUUCUCGUCCGUGGCACAGAGGCUUGGUGUCUACACUGCUAGGGACUAUGCUGAUAUACUGGAGUUUCUUGUGAGACGAUGGAAUGUGGAGAAGUUGUCAGGCCUUUCUAGUGAAGGACAUAGGGCUCAGGACUAUCUCUGUGGAUUGCCAGCAAGGAUCCGCAAACUUGAAGAGAGGGCUCAAGGGAGAAACAAAGAAGCUGCAAAAAACGUACCUUUCAGCUGGAUUUUCGGUCGGGAGAUCAGGGCUUAA